Molecule: messenger RNA, 519 nt
Organism: Prunus armeniaca (apricot)
Lineage: Eukaryota; Viridiplantae; Streptophyta; Magnoliopsida; Rosales; Rosaceae
Source: the annotation of a GenBank genome assembly
AUGGUUCGGCACUUUCCCGCGCAACUUAGUGAUUUAGUCCCUUCGGUAUCUGAUGUCCUCGGUAGGGAUUUCGAUGUGGGACUCUGGACAUCAGUUGUGGGACUGCCACGCGUCCGAGGGGGCGAGGUUGCCCUAAUGUUUCGAUCGGUAGGUCUUAUACCGAAGGAGGGUGCCGAAGGCAAACCAUGGCCCUGGUUUAGCCCACGUGUUCGACAUUCAUUGGCUGUUCAUUUUGGUACAAACAGGAGUCCCCCAAGUCCCCUUGCGAGAGUCUUCGGAAGGGGAUUUGAAGUUGUCUUCGGAAGGAACUAUGGCCCUACCAGGCUGACGUUGGCGAAGUCAGAAGGUGGCGUCGAGCUGACGGGUGAAGGGACGUCUGAGCACUUCGACUUCCGCGCCUCGCGUGCCGUUUGUUCCCCACAAGAUGAGCGACACGUGGCGAAAGUAAUGAUGGCGCGCGGCGCAUCAAUGCGCCGUUUGGUUUUUCGAGGAGCACCGUUGCCAACCACCCCCCUAUAA